This is a messenger RNA of Dermacentor silvarum, 939 nucleotides long. RefSeq names its product tissue factor pathway inhibitor 2-like. The coding region runs from base 69 to 704 and encodes 211 amino acids. NCBI's taxonomy places the organism in Eukaryota, Metazoa, Arthropoda, Arachnida, Ixodida, Ixodidae. The transcript has 4 exons. The record is from RefSeq and is a predicted model, not a curated record. Gene Ontology annotation, molecular function: serine-type endopeptidase inhibitor activity.
CCUUGUUAGGAAUUUGUACGUCCAGAAACUCUGAGCCCCUUGCGCAACCUCUACUUCAACGGCUCACAAUGAAUGUUCGGUGCAUCUGCCUUGUUCUUCUCGUUUGCGGAGGUGGUGUGCAUGGCAGAUGUUUUACCCCAUCCUUUCUAUCAAAGAAGAAAGAUUCAGGAGCGUGUCUCAAGAAGCCUGAUCCAGGGUCAUGUAAGGCUAUUAUACCAAAAUGGUAUUAUGAUCAAAUGGUCUCUGGAUGCAAAUUGUUUAUCUACGGCGGCUGCAAUGGAAACAACAACCAGUUCGCAUCGGAGUUAAAAUGCCUAGAAUACUGCCAGCCCAAGAUGAAGAAAAUACCAGUCUGCAGCUUGAAACCAAAGCCGAGACAAUGCGAGUCCAAAGUCAAAUAUUGGCACUUUAAUUCCACUGAGAACACCUGCCACCGUCUUGAAGCUGGUCUGUGCCCAACAUCUGGAAAUAUGUUUUCAUCUUGCGAGAAGUGCAUGAAGAGAUGCAGUGGAAGGAACCCGCUGUUACCGUGCAGUCAGGAAUACAAAAAACUGCACAAUACGUCAAAUUCGGGUAGAUUAACGCCGACGCUAGGGCGACCAGUUAUUAAACCAGUACCAUCAGAACCGAAUUUUGGACACCCAACACCGAUACCCCAGAUUGGAAGACCAACUGGAGGCGAAUGGGAGACAACCAGAUUGUGAAGAGUGAUGGCUUAACUACAGGAAGCGCAAGCCGAAUUAGCAGCGUAAAAAGCCAGGCCGCCCAGAAUGACAUUCCACAAAGGUAGUCCAACAAUGGAGCCAGAAUGCAUUUCGUCGCACCAACUGAAACAGGCAUCUAGUCUAUAGACUAGUUACAUUUGGAGAUCUAUAGCACAUCCACCAACCCCAGUACUACUGUGUUUUUGCUAAUAAAAGGAUCAGCUUGCUGAUUAAG